ACACCGCGCAAGGGGAGAAUGGGAGGAGACGGCGGUGUAGGCUGGCCGGUGUUCGGUUUCACCAGCGCACACGUGACCGCAAUGGCUGCUUGUCUGUUCCGUGCAGUGCAUCAUUUCUCUGCCGCCCAGCGAAUGUAGGCUACAGCAGUUUUCUCGCUUCGUUGAACUGUCGGUGCGGACACUUACCACCCGCCGAAGCGAAAUUCCUCUACACGUACAGCCGAGCAGCUCACCGGCUGAGAAGAACGACAUUCGGAAGAGAAAUUAAAGCGUCUCGGGGUUCAACUUCCACCAACCAACACAGCGGUAGGAGGAGUCAACAGGUGUUUUUCUCUGGUGUGGUGCUGUUCCUCUGACUGUCUGACGAGAUUUAAGACGGAGAAAUCCAGCGGCAGGUCACCGUGUUGGACUGACUCGCUUUGACAGGUUUGACCCAAGAGCAGUUUGUCAGCUCCAGAGCACUGCUUCUCAUUUCCUCUUGCGUCACAUCGCCCUAGUGCGUCCUCCUGAAACCUGGCGGGUUGGAGUGAGAUCAGGCCCUUGUGAAGAGUUACGGCCCCGUCAAGCAGUGCUGGAAUAUACUGCCUCAACACAUUUUAUUCCAGGAGAACUUUGGGAUUGUAUCCAGAGAGUUACGUAACACCAAAACAAAGAGCGGUACACCUGUGAGCGGUACGCUGUGAUCGGAUGGCGUCAUAACCACUCACACGCACCCUGGAUCACCAAUCAUUAACCUGCUUCUGUCUUACAGCCACAAUAGCAAGCGCCCACACGGACAAUCGCAGACAAAGCUCUCCUAGUUGGAUUACCAAAAGUAGCUCAUGAUGGGAAAGUAGACAUCUUGCAUCACGGAUAGCCUGCACAGAGGUUUGGGACUCAGUGCUGUAUCUGAGCGUGCCAUGUCUGGAAACGGCAACCCCUGCCCCAGCCCUGGAGGUCUGGGCACCCCUUUAGCGGGCUUCCCUAUGCCGCACUAUCCUUACUUCUUUUCUCAUAUGCUAGGAGGACUCUCCCCUCCGGCGCUUCCAGGACUUCCUGUCAGUGGAUACAGCACUCCGUCUCCUGCAACUGUGGAGACCCAGAGCACAAGCUCGGAGGAGAUCGUACCCAGCCCACCUUCUCCACCGCCUCCACCACGGGUCUACAAGCCCUGUUUCGUCUGCCAGGACAAGUCAUCGGGCUACCACUAUGGAGUUAGUGCAUGUGAAGGGUGCAAGGGCUUUUUCCGAAGGAGCAUUCAGAAGAACAUGGUGUACACCUGCCACAGAGAGAAGAGCUGUAUCAUCAACAAGGUCACCCGAAACCGCUGCCAGUACUGCCGGCUGCAGAAGUGCCUGGAAGUGGGCAUGUCUAAAGAAUCUGUUCGGAACGACCGGAACAAGAGGAAGAAAGAAGAGAAGAAGCAGGAGUGUUCGGAGAGUUACGUCUUAAGUCCUGAUACGGAGCAGAUGAUUGAGCGGGUUAGGAAAGCCCAUCAGGACACCUUCCCCUCCCUGUGCCAGCUGGGCAAAUACACCACGAACAACAGUGCAGACCACAGGGUCUCUCUGGAUGUUGACUUGUGGGACAAGUUCAGUGAACUCUCCACCAAAUGCAUUAUUAAAACGGUGGAGUUCGCCAAGCAGCUGCCUGGCUUCACCACGCUCACUAUCGCAGAUCAGAUCACCCUGUUAAAGGCCGCCUGUCUCGACAUCCUGAUUCUGCGAAUAUGUACACGCUACACACCAGAUCAGGACACCAUGACGUUUUCAGAUGGUCUGACACUGAACCGCACGCAGAUGCACAACGCCGGCUUCGGUCCACUGACAGAUCUGGUUUUCGCUUUCGCCAACCAGCUCCUGCCUCUGGAGAUGGAUGAUGCAGAGACGGGGCUUCUCAGCGCCAUCUGUCUGCUGUGUGGAGAUCGGCAGGAUCUGGAGCAGUCGGAUAAGGUGGAUGUGCUUCAGGAGCCGCUGCUGGAGGCCCUAAAGAUCUACGUGAGAAAGAGGAGGCCUCAUAAACCACACAUGUUCCCCAAGAUGCUAAUGAAGAUCACAGACCUAAGGAGCAUCAGUGCUAAAGGAGCUGAAAGAGUAAUAACGCUGAAAAUGGAGAUUCCCGGCUCGAUGCCUCCACUCAUUCAGGAGAUGUUGGAGAAUUCAGAGGGUCUGGAGGGAGGCGGCGGGGCGAGAGGAGGAGGAGGAGGAGCCCCACCGGGAAGCUGCAGCCCUAGUUUGUCUCCCAGCUCAGCACACAGCAGUCCCUCGGCUCACUCGCCCUGAGUCUCACCUCCGGACAGGGCUCCGUACGGAACGAAACUGGUCCGAAACCAGAAAUAAGCCACAGCCGACCAGCGCCAGAACCCAGAAUUCCGGUAGACUUUGAUUCCGGGCUGACCGGACCCGAAUCGACCAGUAAAUCUGGCCGGCUUUCAUUAGCUGAAGACCAAUCGAGUUAAACACAGGCCGAGCCUGCUCCAAACUCACACUGUCAUUAAAACCACCAGUGAUUCAGUGACUACCAGAGCCCUGCAGCGGUGGUUCACGAAGACAGCAGAACAAACGCCCCGUGUGCGCAGAAGCGGCUCCUUACUGUGUCUUCCCAGCUCUGCUCCCAUCACACAAACUGUGAAGGCCCAGGGAAGCCCUCUUCCUCUCGGGCCUGUGACUUUAUUUUAUAAAUUUCAAUCCCUUAAAGCAAGCUAAAGGACAUUAGGACGUCAAAUGUCCACAAGUCAGGGACAUUUUGAACUUUCCAGCCGUUUCGGUUCUGUUUCUUUGUUUUCUUACAAAAAGAUAUAUGAAUAUAUGAAAUCUAUAUUGACAGAAAUAUGAGAUUUGAAUUUUGUGUCUUAGGUGGAAUGCAGAACAAUUCUUAUCGUUUUUCUCUCUCACUUUUCUCGCAAGAGUUAAACACGGUUAUGGUCGACCCACUGUUACGCUCACUCCAAGACAGUCAUGCACAAGGGCACGUCACACUAGCACUGAAAACAAAGCGUCUACUUCAAGAUGUGAGGUUAAGAUGCCGUUUUGUCCAGUGAGGAGAUGAUUUGGAGACGUAUUCAGAAUGAUCGGCUUGGCAGUUGUGGCGAAGAAAUGAAGAAUCUCGUGUAAACAAGCAGCUUGUGAUUAUGAUGUGUAUGAGAUCUCAGAGCGGUAAAUGCCUUUGUGUAGCUUUUUGAAUAUUGUUUCUCUUUAAUUUUGUAAUUGUCAGCUGUCGAAAGACACAGACGCACCCCUCUCCACAGUAUUAGCAGAUUAUCAAAUAAAAAGUGAGAUGUUCAAACAUAACGACUCGAAAACCCACAAGAAAAACAUGUCAUUUCAGAAGUAUUGAGAAUGUUGUAACUGAGCAUUUCGCACAGAACGUCAUGCCUUUUUGCCUGCACCUCAGUCUUGAAGCCUUGUUCGUGGUAGAUUUGUUUCUAAUCAUCUCGGUCACGUCGUAGCCGUCACGUGUGCUGAGAUGCUUCCACCGCCGCGUCCUUCUCCUCUGUAUCUUACAACAUCACUGCCUCUGCUCUCCUGCAACAAUCAUUGAACAAUUGUCAACAACAACACUGCCUCGGUGUGACAAUCGCUUUAAGUAAAGCUCACAAACAACUCUGCCUCUGUAUCACACACUGAUCCCUGCCAGACAUCUGGAUUCAUCUGGAAGCAUCAAACAGGUACUGAUUUCAUAAUUGUGGUUGCCUAGAGAUGCUUUAUUAAACUAAAACCUUGUAUCAA
This is a messenger RNA of Labeo rohita (rohu), 3707 nucleotides long. It is a transcript of the gene rarab, whose product is annotated as retinoic acid receptor, alpha b. Gene Ontology annotation, biological process: cellular response to corticotropin-releasing hormone stimulus; regulation of transcription by RNA polymerase II; retinoic acid receptor signaling pathway. Lineage: Eukaryota; Metazoa; Chordata; Actinopteri; Cypriniformes; Cyprinidae. Gene Ontology annotation, molecular function: zinc ion binding; RNA polymerase II cis-regulatory region sequence-specific DNA binding; nuclear receptor activity. The record is from RefSeq and is a predicted model, not a curated record. Bases 900 to 2261 code for a protein of 453 amino acids. Gene Ontology annotation, cellular component: transcription regulator complex; nucleus. The transcript is spliced from 10 exons.